UUACCUCAACAUUUGAAAUGUGUGUCGAGGCUUCCAUUAGAAUUGUGGACGAAAUAUGUUGAUAGGAUGCUAACGCCGUUAAAUAGCCAUAAACUGUCCACAUUGGCAUCCGAUCUUGUAUAUUGAGAUGCUGUCGUGUAAGCAGACAUAUUAGACGGUUUAGAUCGUCUGAGUCACACACACACACUCUCUCUCCUCAUCAUCCAAUAUGCAGGGUAAGCGAGCCACAUUAAGCUAUUAGACUUAACUUUUGUUUGGGUAAAUGAGUCAUGCCAGCAAAAUCACAUGAUACAGAAAUUGAUUUAAUGGAUGCCUUAAAGUGAGCCAAAUUUGAAAAAUUGAGGUACUUGAUUGAACAAACAAAAAGUGUAGGUUCUCGAUUGUAAAAUGAACAAAAGCUUAGGUAGUUACGAUAUCAUCAUCCCUAACUCCUAAACCGCUCUAAGUAAAACAUCUCAAGAAAAAUAUUGUCUACGAAGGUGACUAUAAGGUGGUGCCAUUGGAAAUGUCACCCUAGCAGCGGUGCUGACGGCAACGGUGUGGUAAUGGCCAUGGGACGGUGGUGCUCUCGCAGGUUUCAUUCCUGCAUUUUUUUUUCUUUGUUUCUUUUUUUGCUGUUUCUUCUUUUUUGUUUCUCUCUUUGCGUUUUCUUCUUUUAUUGAACUUAAAUUUGAAAAGAUAUAUGAAAAUCUAGACAUAAUUAUAAUAGACAAGAACAGAGAUUAAUGACUUAAGAAUCACAAUAUGAAUGAACAUGAAAAGAGUUGGACGAGAGUUAUACGAUCAUUAGUUUUAAGCAAGACACACGUGGAAGUUCUACUGGUAAAGGAAAAAGAGACAUUCCCAUGGGGAUGAAAGAGGAGGGAUGUGAAAAGUGAAGCAACAAACUGCAAUUUGCGUCCUGCAAAGUCUUGCUCUUCCUGGAAUCUAUUGAAGUUUCUUUCCCAUUAGCUCUUUUUCACUUUUUCUUCACUUUCCGGACAAAAAGGCAAAUGAUAUACAGUAAAGUCUCUAGGGAUAUUCUCCAAAUAUUAAGAAACAAGCACUUGUGGACAAAACGUAUAUUUAUUUUGAUUUCUCUAACCUCUGAUUUUUGUUUGAUCUUUUUGGUAGGUGAAAGUCUUGGUCUUCCUGGACUUUAUAGUUUUUUCUCUCUCUCCGUUAGCUCAUCAUCACUUUGCUUCCCCGUAACCCUUGUUGUUCUCUACAGUGACUAAUUCACCCAUGGCCAUUGGAGAGAUCUUUUUGGGUUCCUUCUUUCAGGUCUUGUUCGACAAGUUGACUUCUCUGACAUUGGACUAUGCGCAGCGAGAAGGAAUCAGCAAAGCCCUUGAUGAGUGGAAGGUGAUGCUGGAAACAAUCAAUGCCGUGCUGGAUGGUGCAGAGGACAAGCAACUGAGGGGUGACCGUCUAGUGAAGCAGUGGCUGGACGAUGUUAGGGACUUGGCCUAUGACAUGGAAGACUUGCUCGAUGAGUUUGAUAUCGAAGCCACUCAGGCCAAGUUGAACGCAGAAUCCAGCACAAGCAGAGGUCAGUUGAAAAGGAAGUUCUCUUUCUUUAACCAAUCGAGCUCGCACGUGUCUGAAACCAAGGUACAAGAGAUUAAUGGCAGGUUGGAAAAGAUUCUCAACAGGAAGGCUCAUCUAAGCUUGAGAGAGAAUGUCGUGGAUAGAUCCAACGACACCAACAAAAGGCUCCCCAGCACUUCUUUACCGGAGCUUCAGUUUUUCGGUAGGGAGGAAGAAGAAGCACAGGUACUCGAACUAUUGAUAAGUGACGUCCAAAAUUCCGAUGCUACUCUAAGCAUAGUUCCCAUAGUUGGAAUGGGUGGUGUUGGAAAGACAGCCUUGGCUCAACGGCUGUAUAAUGAUCCUAGAGUGAACAACUGUUUCGAGAGGAGAGCAUGGGUCUGUGUUUCGGAUGUUUUUGAUGUUCUCGACAUAACGAAGACUAUUUUGCAGUCGAUCAGCAAAUGGCCCUGCAAGGACAAAGAUCUUAACUGGCUUCAAGUUAAGUUGAAAAAUGAAUUGUCUGGGAAGAAGUUUCUUAUGGUUUUAGACGAUGUCUGGAAUGAGAAGUAUGGAGAAUGGACAUCCCUCUUAAAGCCAUUUGAAGCAGGGGCUAAGGGAAGCAAGAUCAUCAUCACGACGCGCAACCGUCCUGUUGCUUCCAUAACAGGAGCUUCGCCAUAUCCUUUGAAGGAGUUGUCCAUUAAUAGCUGUACUAGCUUAUUAGCCUAUCAUGCUCUGGGAGCAAGAAAUUUUGAGAGGCACCCGGAAUUUGAAACAAUUGGCAAGAAAAUAGCUGAAAGAUGUAGAGGUUUACCUUUGGCAGCGAAGAUGUUGGGCGGUGCCCUACGUAAUAAAAGGAAUCCUUAUGAAUGGGAAGAUACCUUAAAUAACAGAAUAUGGGAUCUUCCGACGGCACAAAAGGAUGAGGUUCUCCCCGUUUUAAAAUUGAGCUAUGUACAUCUUCCUUCCUAUUUGAAGAGAUGUUUUGCUUAUUGUGCAGUAUUUCCCAAAGAUUAUGAAAUCGAGAGGGAUGAGCUGGUACUCAUAUGGAUAGCGGAGGGCUUUAUAGAUGGACGAAACGCAAAGGACAAUAUCUUGAGAUCUAGACGGAAUCACUUUGAUGAGUUAGUAUCCAGAUCAUUUCUUUAACAAUCAAGUGUUAACGCAUCUAAGUUUUCAAUGCAUGAUCUUUUGAAUGAUCUAGCAAAGUCAAUUGCUGGUGAGACUUGCUUUAGCUCAGGGGAGCCUCAGCAGGCAAGCAAUGAACAUGAUGCAUCAUCUCUU
Messenger RNA from Syzygium oleosum, 2796 nucleotides. Its product is annotated as putative disease resistance RPP13-like protein 1. The transcript has a single exon. Lineage: Eukaryota; Viridiplantae; Streptophyta; Magnoliopsida; Myrtales; Myrtaceae. The record is from RefSeq and is a predicted model, not a curated record. Gene Ontology annotation, molecular function: ADP binding. Gene Ontology annotation, biological process: defense response to other organism. Bases 1225 to 2661 code for a protein of 478 amino acids.